Molecule: messenger RNA, 3747 nt
Organism: Onychostruthus taczanowskii (white-rumped snowfinch)
Lineage: Eukaryota; Metazoa; Chordata; Aves; Passeriformes; Passeridae
Gene: ASB4
Product: ankyrin repeat and SOCS box containing 4
Exons: 6
Coding region: 95-1474 (459 amino acids)
Biological process (GO): protein localization to ciliary inversin compartment; negative regulation of delayed rectifier potassium channel activity; intracellular signal transduction
Cellular component (GO): axon initial segment; membrane; ciliary inversin compartment
Molecular function (GO): transmembrane transporter binding
Source: RefSeq, a predicted model, not a curated record
AAAAUUACCUUCUGGUCUUCAGAAACUUCAGCAUGCAACUGUGCUAUGCACCUCAGUGUGCCCCUCUUCACAGCACAAACAGAUACGUUUGGAAAUGGAUUUGGAGGAGACAUACAAAGAGGGAGAGAACACAGAGGGGAAAAUUACUCGAGCUGCAGCUGCAAAGUUGGUGAAAAAAGCUUUUCUUGAAGCCCUGAAGUCCAAUGACUUUGAAACACUGGAAGAGCUCUUGAGCCAAAAGAAAAUAGACGUGGACACAGUGUUUGAAGUGGAAGAUGAAAACCUGAUUCUGGCAUCCUACAAACAAGAGGCUGAGAGCUUUCAAAGAUGCUGGUCUUGCUUGCACCAUGGCUUCCUUAUGUUACUAGCCAAAGAAACAGGGUACUGGCUUCCCAGCUACAAAUUAAAAAUAUCCUGGGCAACUGGGCUUCAUAUAGCUGUCAUGUAUGGACACCUGGAGAGUCUUUUGGUCCUCCUCAAUCACAAAGCUACAAUCAACUGCCGGCCCAAUGGAAAAGCUGCCAUCCACAUAGCCUGUGAAAUGGCAAAUGUUGAGUGUCUCAAGAUCCUUUGCAACCAUGGAGCUAAGCUGAACUGCUUUUCCAUGAGCGGGCAGGCGCCCUUGCACUUCUGUACAACACGAACCUCCAUGCCUUGUGCCCAGCAGCUGCUUUGGAGAGGAGCAAAUGUGAACAUAAGAACAAACAACAAAGAUGAGGAGACUCCCCUGCACAUGGUCGCACGUUUGGGUGUCCCAGAGCUCGUGGCCUUUUACGUGGAACAGGGAGCACAGGUGGAUGCUCUCAAUGCCUACAUGGAGACACCCCUUGCCUGUGCAGCCUACUGGGCCCUUCACUAUAAGGAUCAGAUAUACAGCCAUGACCACCACCUCAUCUGUCGGAUGCUCCUAGACUAUAAAGCUGAAGUGAAUGCUCGUGAUGAGGAUUUCAAAUCACCACUCCACAAAGCUGCCUGGAACUGUGACCACGUCCUGCUGCACAUGCUGCUGGAGGCAGGAGCAGAAGCAAACAUCAUGGAUGUCAAUGGCUGUGCACCCUUACAGUAUAUCAUAAAAGUGACAUCUGUGCGGCCAGCUGCUCAGCCAGACAUCUGCUACCAGCUGCUACUGAAUCAUGGAGCAGCUAGGAUAUACCCUCUGCAAUUCCACAAGGUGCUGCAAGCCUGUCAUUCCCACCCCAGAGCUGUGGAGGUAGUCGUCAACUCCUACGAACACAUCAAAUCGACAUCUAAGUGGAAAGCAGCCAUACCUGAGGAUGUCUUGCAGCGGCACCAGGAUUUCUAUGACUCUUUGUUCACCGUGUGCAGCAAUUCCCCAAGGUCACUGAUGCACUUGUGCAGAUGUGCUAUUCGGGCGAUACUGUCAGAAAAGUGUCAUCGAGAAGUCCCCUUGCUCUCCAUCCCUCUGUCCAUGAAGAAGUACUUGCUGCUGGAACCAGAAGGAAUCAUCUACUGAGCCAGCACAGAGCAGGCACUGGCAUCUCCCUUCCCGGAUCCAUAUGCCUGCCUCUGUGGGGUGCCAGAGAUCCAGGCACAAUCCUGACACAGCCCUGUGUGUGUGUCCAUUUGCUGGCCAGCCUGCAAGCUGGGCUGGCAUUGACUGGCUCUCCUCGGAGCUGCUCUCUUUCCCUACACUGAGAAACUGCAGGCUGCAGUUUGCACAGGGGAGGCAGAGCUGGAAAAGCCCCUGCUCGAAACGCUCCCAGGACACACACUGCUUUGUUCAGCCUAGCUUAAACAAUGCUGCUGCUUCCUUCAGUACUUAUACCACUGCCUGCUAGAUAGCAUUUGAUUAAAUCUGAGAAACCUUUGAUAGUGUUUCACUAUGACUUUCUUCAGCUUUCUUCAUUUUGGGAGUAAAAGAAAGGAUACUGUCAAAAAAAAAGUCACAGAAAUGAUUUCCCAGAAUGAAACAGACAAACCACUCUGGUUUGUUACUACAGACAGGCCUUCAGUAGUUUCUGUGUUUUCCUUUGUACUGACUCUCAAUUUGAUGUUAGUUCACUCUUCACUACCUGUCUGAUAAAGCUUUGUCAUAAUGAUCCUUUUUAAUUGUAAGAAUUUUUUCCUUUAUCAACCAGCAGGUGAACAAGAUAGAAACAUGCAGCCCUGAAAUUUCUGUAUGUUGAUACUGGUUAGCUUUGAGCACACACUGACUCUGUUUCUGCUCUCACUGUGGCCAAUGAUAAAUUAAUAUCCUGCUGUCAAGAAAGGCAGGUUAAAAAAAACUUUCCUCCAAAACCUGCAUAGCUGUACUUGUACCCAUCCCUGAUAUCUCUCAGAAUGAUGUUGCCCAUGAUCUGGGAAGCAUAACACCCUUCUUGUCAUUGACUAUAAAAUGAACCUAGCCUGCUAGCAUGUACUAUUCACCUCAUUUUUGGUAGCUAGGUGCAGUGAGAGGAAUCCCACAUUAACCAAAAGGUGUUUCCAAGAUAAAGAUGUUCUGCCUGUGCUGUUACAGACCUGCCAGGCCCCCUGCUUUGCAGUUCCUGUGCUUUUGGACCUGCUAGCACUGGUUUCCUUUACUUCUGACCAAGUUACUUUCUCCAGUCCAGGAGGAAGAAAUGCAGAGCAGUGGCAGUUCACACAGCAAGUAUCCCACAGCAAGCACAAGUGUGUGAUCUGACCUACAGGUAAAUCGUAAUUUUCUUCCCUUUUUUAGUUUGAUGCAACCCAUCUGAGAUGUUUCACUUGUCUUAGAUUCUGGCAAUUCUGGGCUCUGUGAAAAGAGAGGUAAGCCAGGCCCACCACUGGGAGCCUGUAACUCCUGACUUCUCAUUGCAUCUCUGACUGUGAAGCUGUCAGUCCCAAUCACUAUUGUUAUCUCUUUGCAAGACAGCCCACAGCACACUAGGAUCUUCCCAGACAAAACAGAGCAGCCAAACUGUUCAAGUGUCUCUGUGUUUCACACAGUGGCAAAAACAGCAUUUGAAAAAACAUGAAGAUUGUUUAGUGUUACAAAUCACUUGCCUUUCCUUUCCUCUCAGUUUUCAGUAAUUAAAGCUUGUACACUGUGUACAAGAAUCCAGUUCAUGGGUCUGUUUAUAUUUAACCAGACAGCAAUGAGGAUUGCUAUUUAACAGUUUCCCAUUCCAAUAAGGAAUUUCAAAGUGAACACAGACCAUGAAUAAAUGUUUUCUUAUGUGAACGAAGUUACAAUAUAGGUCCCUGUAAUUCACUAAGCCAAUGAGACAUUUCCAUACAGCUGCAGAGAUGUCUAUCAGAGAUACUGUAGUAAUUUACUGGAGAGAAUAAUCAGCAUCUGAGACAGGUUUUCUAUAGAAAAAUCUGCUUGAGACACGUCCUGGUAAACAGGAUUCACUGGAUUCUGCACUGCAAAAAAGGUGAAAUUGGAAAGAUGAAAAAGCAUAGGUUAUCUAAACCCACUGCUUUCCUAGGUGAUGCAUCUCUAAGUCAGGCAUGAGGAAGAAGAUUUGCCAACUGGUCAGGUCAAGAAAUAUUUGUUGCUUUCUGAACAGUCUGACAAUGGUACGAGCUGGACAGUCCAAAAGAGACAGAUGGAGGUAGCUGAUAUUAUUAGAAGCACAUCCCCACACUGGCUCCUUCUGAAAUUCUGCAUCUGGAAAUGGGAGGUUUAAGGCAGAACAAUAGCAGUGUUUUCUGACCUGUCAUAGCCAGGACUCUCUUGCUGAGAGAGAAGAAUAAAGGCUGUCACCAGUGUUCCUAAAUUCCCUCUGAUCCUCUCCCUCUGCAGUGAACACACUUAAU